Neocloeon triangulifer is the source of this 1370-nucleotide messenger RNA. Its product is annotated as transmembrane protein 205. Lineage: Eukaryota; Metazoa; Arthropoda; Insecta; Ephemeroptera; Baetidae. The record is from RefSeq and is a predicted model, not a curated record. Bases 85 to 996 code for a protein of 303 amino acids. The transcript has 4 exons.
CGCUCUGCAGGAACAGUAUUCAGCGAGUGGUCCUCCACUUCUGCGAACGUUGCCCGCAAUUACUAAUUUUUAUUGCAAUACAAAAUGUGCGCCCGCACCAUGCUAGAGAAACUGUCCGAGGACAAGGUGGCCGAGCUGACGCAAGUGCCACCUGAGCUGACCACCCCGGCGCCGCAGUUGCCGCCGCCGGGGAAACGUCCCAAGCGAACCCUGGACAUCGCCAAGGUGAUGGCCUCCGUGCCACGGGACACCAACCUGCCACCCGACUCCAUUGCCCAGAUGACGGCCUACACGAAGAAGUGCGUCGACGUCGCCUACACCUUGGCCGCCAAAGCUCAGAAGUCAAAUUUCUAUGUAGUUUUAACUCGCACCACGCAACCAGCACACGCUAUCCUGUUCUCCGCAGUGCUACUGGUGGCCUCGAGUCUCGCGCCCAGUCAUCAGGGCACUUCCUCUAAGUCAACCUCAUCAGCCCUUCUCUACUUAGCGUGCUUCGCUGCUCACUUUGGAGCGCAGCUCUGGAUGACCUUUGUCUCUGGUCUUUCUCUCUACUUCUCGCUGCCCAGGCACAAUUUUGGCGCCGUGCAGCGCGUUCUUUUCCCCCGAUACUUCUCCCUCAACGCCGUGCUCAGCAUGGGCACCCUGCUCGGGUUUGUCCGUCAACACCCAUCCAGCAGUUGGAGCACCGUCCAUAGCAUACAGGGAGUUGUGCUUUCAGCCUGCUUUCUGGGUGAGCUGGCAGUGCGCCUGUACCUGACGGGGCCGCUCGUCUCUCUCAUUUCUGCAAAAGAGGAGAUCGAAAGCCGAGCCGGCCUUGGUUCAGAAGUUGGCCACCAAGCAAUGGGCGGUCUGGUGCAUUGCCCGCACUACAUCCGCCUGCACAAGAGUUUCCGCAAGGUGCACUGCACCAUUGCGAUUGCCAACAUGGCCUGCCUAGCCUCUUCUGCCUUCCACUUGCACUUCAUUGCUCAGCAAUUGGCCGCAGCCGUUUCGUGACACCCAACAACCCCUAGUUAAAAAAUGAACCUGCAUUUGCUUGGCCAAAGAUUUGUGUUUGAUCUUUGAUUUGUUGCCACAAGUCUGGAUAUGAAGAGUCUGAUUCAUAGUUCUCUGCCCUCAGGGACUGAUAAGCAAGAUUAUACCUGUAACCGCUAAGGUUUUCUUACUUUCUUAGGUCAGGUGAUGCAAGCAAUUGAUGAACGUGUGGUUUGCUUGGAUGAAAAAAGGAGUUUGUUUUUAUUGUUCAGUAAUUAUUCCAACUCUGCGCUACUCUGUGUUACUUAAAUUGUAGUCGAUUGAUUAUUACACUAAGUAUUUAUUAAACAGGUUUUCGUUCUACCGAAAACAUAAGGAAAAAAAGACUUGCAGUU